CAUCACCUUCCAUUGAUACACUUUUCUUCAAAAAGCUAUACUGAUCUCACUUUGUCCACUUAUGAUCAAUGGAAUCACCAUAAGCAUGAUGCUCAGAUUAUAUAAUACUUCAAACCAAUCAAAGCCUGAACUCCCUCAUCUUCCAAUCUCUUUUGGGUUGGAUUUUCACUACAAUUUUUUAGUUCUUCAUUUUCCAGAACACAAUCUUCACAAAGCUACUAGCUGUAGUUGAAGUCAACUAACAUUUUGUUCAAAGAAAGAACAUCAAUGGCAGCAAAUGAUGUACCAUGUUGCCAAUCCAUGUUUUGGAUAUAUCUUGUCAUAUGCGUAGCUCUUGUUUUAUUUGCAGGUCUAAUGUCUGGACUAACACUUGGACUAAUGUCUCUUAGUCUUGUAGACCUUGAGGUUCUUAGUAAGGCCGGCAAGCCGCAAGAUCGGAAAAAUGCAGCCAAAAUUCUGCCAAUUGUGAAGAACCAACACUUGCUCCUUUGUACUCUCCUCAUUGGAAAUGCAUUAGCUAUGGAGGCUCUUCCGAUUUUUCUCGAUUCAAUUGCGCCAGCUUGGAUUGCUAUAGUAGUAUCUGUAACUCUCAUACUUGCCUUUGGUGAGAUCGUUCCACAAGCUGUGUGUUCACAUUAUGGAUUGAGUGUUGGAGCAAAAAUGGUUCUAGUUGUUAGGUUACUUAUGGUGAUCUUUUUCCCAAUCACAUAUCCAAUUAGCAAAUUGUUAGAUUGGCUACUUGGGAAGGGCCACUCUGUGCUUUUAAGACGAGCCGAGCUAAAGACGUUGGUUGAUAUGCACGGAAAUGAGGCUGGAAAAGGUGGGGAACUCACCCACGAUGAAACUACUAUUAUAACUGGAGCUCUGGAUUUAACACAAAAAACUGCUAAAGAUUCCAUGACACCAAUAUCUGAGACAUUUUCACUUGAUAUAGACUCCAAACUUGACGUACGUACAAUGUGUAUGAUAAUGAGCAAGGGACACAGUCGUAUACCAGUUUUCUCUGGCAAUCCAACAAAUAUAGUCGGCCUUAUUCUGGUUAAGAAUUUGAUCUUCUGCAACCCUGCAGACGAGAUAUUAAUCCGAAACACCACUAUCAGAAAAAUACCGAGGGUUCAGGAUGAUUUGCCGUUAUAUGAAAUACUUAACGAAUUCCAGAUGGGUCAUAGUCACAUGGCAGUCGUCGUAAAAUCCAUGAAAAAAGAUAUGGAAACCCCUGACAGUACAAAAGACAGCAUGUCAGAUACAAUAUCAGGCUUGAACAAAAAACGAACCCAACAAGACCAAAAUGGAAGGGUCUCUGAUUCAGUUAUUAUGAUUGAUGCUGAAAAACGUAGUCCUGCAACAAGGAACAGCAACACCGAACGAUGCAAAGAAUUGGAUUCACCGAUAAAGAAAAUGGAACGAGUUGGGGAUCUAGAUGAUAUCGUCAAUUAUGCAGAUUUGGAUUCUCUGUCGGCUGACUCUGCAGAUGAAGAAGUCAUUGGAAUCAUAACAAUGGAAGAUGUUAUUGAAGAAUUACUGCAGGAAGAAAUAUUUGAUGAAACAGAUCAGUCUGUUGAUGUCCAAAACAACAGGAUAACUACAAUACCUGGGAGAAUGUCAUCAUCGUCACCAAACUCUUCAUCAUCACCAAGCACCCCAGCAGGCAGAUUCUCGGUUUAUCAUGUUCAGAAAAGGAAUCAGCUAGCAUCUCCACUUCAUCCAUAUUACCAAACUCCUAUAAUCCAUUCACCUGUUUCUCCCUACAUUCAGUCCCCUGUGGUCAGACCAUCUCUAUGUAGCUCCCCUCUGAAGUCCCUUACGCCUUCUCCAGCUGAACAUAUAACCAUUAGCCGAGACUCCCCAAAUCGAGCAGCAAGAAAACCAUACGAGAAACUACGAAAACUCGAAAGCGUGUGACCUGUUCCUCUUUACUAUCAUAUCAGUAAGGUUGGUCUUGGCCUUUUUGAGGUAGCUGCAGCAGCUUAAGAAACUCCCCAUUAUGGCCCUGAGAAUUGUAUUAGGCUUUAUUACCUAAUUAUUAUAAUACACAUAAUCAUUUGCUGUAA
This is a messenger RNA of Papaver somniferum (opium poppy), 2051 nucleotides long. Its product is annotated as DUF21 domain-containing protein At2g14520-like. Gene Ontology annotation, cellular component: intracellular membrane-bounded organelle. Lineage: Eukaryota; Viridiplantae; Streptophyta; Magnoliopsida; Ranunculales; Papaveraceae. Bases 268 to 1902 code for a protein of 544 amino acids. The record is from RefSeq and is a predicted model, not a curated record. The transcript has 13 exons. Gene Ontology annotation, biological process: magnesium ion homeostasis.